AUGAAUAACCCCAUACCAAAUUUUGGUUGUGGCUACCUUCAAUCAACGCUUCGUGCUUAACCUCGUUUCUGGGUCUGAGUUUCUCCUUUUCUUUUCUUCUCCUGUGACUGCUUUGGCUUGGACAGACUGCUUGAAAGAUCUAUUCUCUGGGUGUACACUGCACCAAAAUGAAUAUUACCCGCUCAGUUCCGGCUACUGUCUCAAGUGUCUCGUUCUCGUUUCUUACCACAGAAGAUGUUCGACGAAUCUCCGUAAAGCAAAUCACGAAUCCAGUACUCUUGGAUGAUCUGAACCGGCCAAAUCCAGGUGGACUAUAUGACCCUGCACUCGGACCCAGCGAGAAACAGGACAUCUGCUCAACGUGUCGCCUUACCUAUUUCACAUGUCCUGGGCACUUUGGUCACAUAGAGCUUCCAGCUCCAUUAUUCCACCCCCUCUUUAUGACCAAAAUGUACGAUAUCCUUCGAGGAACAUGUCUAUUUUGCCAUAGAUUUAAAGUCAGCCGGAUAACACUAUGUAAAUAUGUCGCAAAACUUCGGUUACUCGAACACGGUCUUCUAGUCGCUGCUAACAUGCUUGAUGACCUUAACGUAUCAACGGCGAAGAACGGCGAAGACGACGAGGGGUCAGACGAGCCUUUGGAGAGCUAUGAGGACUUUGAGAAAAGAGUCAAUGCCUUUGUUGCAGUCAAUUUCGCUGCUGCCUCUUCUACGAGCAGAGACAAUUAUAAAGAUGGCCUUGUGUUCCAAGAACGCAAGAAUCUCAUUUCUCAGUUCAUCAAAUUGACGCAUACCAAGAAGUGCCCGAAUCCUUCGUGUGGAGCGCACGGCUAUACAUUCCGCAAAGAGGGAUUCACGAAAAUUGUGGAGUACGAUCUUACUCAGAAGCAAAAAGACAUACAUUCCAUGUUGUCACUCAAGCGACCCGAUGUCAUGAUGGAUCAUGUAUACGCUAAGAGGCUUGCGCAGCAUCCAAAACUUGCCAAGACUGUACCAAAUAUCGUGGACGAAUCUGAUGAGGAAAUGUCUGAAGACGAACCCGCUGGUGAAAACGUCUUCUCGGACCAAGAAGACGAAGCCACCCCGGCUUCUGAGUCACAUCAUCUCGCGAAGUCUGUCAGCGGCAAGGUUAAGGGUGCGCGUGGACGGAACGAACGUGUCAUGACGCCAGAAGAAUGUCGCGCGCACCUACGAAGACUCUUUGCUAAUGAAGCGGUGAUUUGUUCUUUACUUUUUGGACGACAUGGCCCAUUCGCACCCCUGACCGCUCACAGUUUGUCGCUUGCGUCUGCCGACAUGUUCUUCCUUGGCGUUCUUCCUGUGACUCCUACACGAUUCAGACCACCAGCGAAGAUGGGUGAGAUGCUUUUCGAACAUCCUCAGAAUGAACUGCUAUCUCGUGUUCUCAAUACCUCCUACCGACUUCGUGAUCUCAACGAGACACUGCGUGCCGCUUCCGCCAAGGGUGCUGAUUCAUCGGACCUCGACAAGAGGAAGAUCUUGCAAGCAUUGUUAGACUCCCUCGUCCAACUACAAGUCGAUGUCAAUAGCUUCAUUGAUAGCAGCAAGAAUCCGGCACCGGUGCGACAAGGCAAACUUCCUCCAGCCGGCGUGAAGCAGCUUCUGGAGAAGAAGGAGGGUCUUUUCCGUAUGCAUAUGAUGGGGAAACGAGUCAAUUAUGCUGCUCGUUCAGUCAUUUCUCCAGAUGUCAACAUUGAGCCAAAUGAAAUUGGUGUACCUCCUGUCUUCGCAAGGAAAUUGACCUUCCCUGAACCCGUAACACCUGCCAAUUUCCACGAAAUGCGUACAUUGGUUAUCGCUGGUCCACAUAAUUAUCCAGGAGCAACUAUGGUCGAAUAUGAGGAUGGCCAUCUCCAGUUCUUGGAAAAAAUGACAGUUGAACAACGGACAGCAAUUGCAAACCAACUUUUGACUCCUCAAGAGGGUGACCGAGGGUCAUCCAAAACCGGACUGCACACUCGCACACCGGCCAUCAACAAAAAAGUAUAUAGACAUCUACGGGACGGUGAUUUACUAAUUCUUAAUCGACAACCUACACUACAUAAACCCAGUAUGAUGGUUCAUAAAGCACGGGUGCUACAGGGAGAGAAAACAAUUCGAAUGCACUAUGCGAACUGUAACUCUUAUAACGCUGAUUUCGACGGUGAUGAGAUGAACAUCCAUUUCCCUCAGAAUCAGGUAGCUCGAGCCGAAGCCAUGUUCAUCGCCAACACCGACAACCAGUACCUCGUUCCGACCUCCGGAAAGCCCCUGCGAGGUUUAAUUCAGGAUCACGUCGUGGCUGGUGUGUGGAUGACAGCACAGGAUGCAUUCUUCACGCGUGAAGAGUACAACCAGCUGCUGUAUGGUGCCCUCAGACCUGAGGACGACACUGGUCACUACAGCGGGCGUCUGGUAACUCUCCCACCCACUAUCUGGAAGCCGAAACCUUUGUGGACGGGCAAGCAGAUCAUUUCCACUGUUUUAAAGAAUAUCACGCCGAGUAAUGCCGAUGGUCUGAACCUUGACGCGAAGGCUAAAGUGCCCGGUCAUCUGUGGGGAAAGGAUUCUCAAGAAGAGAAGGUAAUAUUCAUGGAUGGCGAACUUCUCUGUGGAGUUCUUGACAAAUCGGCGUUUGGUGCAUCCGACUACGGCUUGGUCCAUUCAGUGUAUGAAUUGUAUGGUGCCGAUGUAGCUGGUAGACUUCUUGGGAUCCUCAGCCGACUAUUCACGAAGUUCUUGCAACACCGAGCCUUCACUUGCCGCGUGGACGAUCUUACUCUUACACCGGAGGGCAAUGCCAAACGGCGGGAGCUUCUGCAAAAAGGCGCGAAUCUUGGCACAGAGGGCGCCAUCGAGAACUUCCCCUCGCUCAGCACAACUCCACCCGAAGAGAGGUUAUCCAAGCUGAGCGACCUCCUGGAGGACGUGUUGCGAGACGACAGUAAGAUGGCUGGCUUGGAUAUGACCGUGAAGGGCAAACUGGCAAGGCUCACCAAGUCAAUCGCUGAUGCUUGCAUGCCGCAUGGACUACUGCGCCAGUUCCCCCAUAACCACAUGCAGGCCAUGACUCUAUCGGGUGCAAAGGGUAGUGCUGUCAACGCCCAACAAAUUUCCUGCGCGCUCGGACAACAAGAGCUAGAAGGUCGGCGUGUCCCCGUUAUGGUCAGUGGCAAGACACUACCUUCCUUCAAGCCCUUCGAGACGAAGGCCAUAGCCGGCGGAUACGUAGCAAGCCGAUUCUUAACCGGUGUCAAGCCUCAAGAGUUUUUCUUCCACUGUAUGGCUGGUCGGGAGGGUCUUAUCGACACUGCUGUCAAGACGUCAAGAUCAGGCUAUCUGCAGAGAUGUCUGAUUAAGCAUCUGGAAGGCCUUCGCGUUCACUACGAUAACACUGUUCGAGGAAGCGACGCUUCAAUCUACCAGUUCCAUUAUGGCGGUGAUGCCUUGGAUGUAACGAAGCAGAAGCACCUAUACCAAUUCGAGUUCAUGGCACGCAACGAGGUUUCUUUCGUCAAUCGGUAUAGACCACGGGAGCUUCUUGGAAUUAUGAACGACAAAGAUGCGGUAAAAUAUAUGGAGGGCAUACUCAAGGAAAUCAGGAAAACGUCUCAUACUGAUCAGGAGCCUACAAUCUCCGUCUAUAAUCCAAGUCGCUUUUUGGGUAGCACUUCAGAGAAGUUCGCUCAGAAUGUCGAGGAGUAUGUCAGAAAGAACCCGCAUAAACUCUUGAAGUCUAAAGAUGAUCACGGCCUGCCUAUUAAGAGGCGGAAGCCGCUGCUCUCCUCCAAACGAUUCCGGCUGCUCAUGAACGUCAAAUACAUGUGUAGCUUGGUGGAUCCGGGCGAGGCUGUUGGUCUGCUAGCUUCCCAGGGUGUUGGGGAACCCUCCACGCAGAUGACGCUGAAUACGUUCCACUUCGCCGGACAUGGCGCCGCCAACGUCACCCUAGGCAUUCCUCGUCUUCGUGAAAUCGUCAUGACAGCUUCUACAAAGCCAAAGACCCCUUCUAUGACGAUGAACGUCCGAUCUGCUAUUGCCACUUCUGAAAUCGAUGCCUUCUGCAAGAAAGCUGGCCGUUUGACCAUGUCUCAGGUAGUGGACAAAGUGACUGUCAGGGAGAAGCUCGUAUCCAAUCAUGGCUCUCGACUAAAGGAAUACCUCGUUGAUCUUGCUUUCUAUCCCAAGAUCGAUUACCAGGCAGAAUACGACGUACAGCCGUCAGAGAUUCUAGCUGCCUUUGCAACACGGUUCCCUCUCAUUUUCAAGAGGGAGAUUCAAACCGAGCUGAAGAAGCUUGACCAAGACCUAAAGACUCAAAUGGCCAAUAUUGGUAAGGGAAAAGCUGUUCAGCCACGAUCCGGAGAAUCCGCGCGAGAUAAUGAUGGUGAGGGCGAUGCCGAGAAUGAGGAGCGUCAGAGGGACAAAGAAGACGACGAAGCCAGCGAGAUCGGUGACGGCGAUGCAUCCACCGUUAAACGUCAACGUCAAACGAAGGAGCAAGUGAGCUAUGACGAUGACGAUGAGGAAACCAAGAGCUUGGGCGAGCUUGAUGAUGAUGCGAUCGAGGCGGCAUAUGCCUCUGUGGGUGAGGAUGAGCCCGAGCCAGUUGUCGAGAGCAAAGAAGCAUCAGCUUCGAAGGAGUUCUUGGAUCAACUUCAUGCUACCGAACAACUUUUCAUGGAGCACUUCCCACGUGCGAGUUCGUUUACGUUCCAAGAGUCCGGAUGUACCAUUGGGUUUGAGCUACCCUCUGACAUGCCCAAGCUCCUGCUGGUGGGCAUCGUGGAGAGAACAUGCCUCAAAGCUGUCAUUCGCGAGAUACCGGGAAUAACGGACUGCUUCAAGAGCAAGGAUGAUAGCGGUCGCGGUGAAGGUCUAUAUCGACUCACCACUAACGGAUCCAAUAUCCCCGGUCUUUGGCAUUUCGCCUGUAGCGAUGCUGAGAAUAUAAUUGACGAGCGCAGCAUCUAUUCCAACGAUAUAGACGCUAUUCGCCGCUCGUAUGGUGUGGAGGCAGGUCGUGCUACGAUCCUUCGCGAAAUUGCGGGCGUGUUCGAUGUCUACAAGAUAGAUGUCGAUGCCCGUCACCUUGAGCUCAUCGCUGACUACAUGACGUUCGAUGGUGGAUACCGGCCGUUCAAUCGUACUGGAAUUUCUGGUAACCCAUCUCCGCUACUCAAAGCUUCGUUUGAAACCACAGCAUCGUUCCUAUCUGAAGCCACCUUGCACGGAGAUUUCGACGAUCUGAGGUCCCCGUCAGGUAACAUCGUGGUCGGUAGGCUUAACCUGACAGGCACUGGCGUGUUCGAUGUUGUACUACCUGUGGAUGCGGCCGCCUAGUGGCGAAGUGUAAUUUAGGGUAGAGUUUUUUUUUUUGACAUGAUCGAUCUCGCGACUAUGGUUGGUCUUCGAUCGAGAGACGUGUGUAGAUUCCAAGGUUGGCGAUCGUGAGAGCUGUAGAAUCUAUGUUUUGUACUUGCACGUUGUAUUGUAAAUGCUUUAUUUGCUUUGUUGUAUCUUGAGGUGGAAAAACCAUCGCAUAAGCAGAGCCCUUCACAAUCGAACUCUGUCUUGAGGGAGGGAAUCGAGCGAACCUUCACAUCUUGGUUGCCUGAAGACAAUAGUAUCGAUUUCCUGACGUUGACGCCGUCGCGCAAAUCGGAAGGCUAGAUACAGUGGACGAUAGGUAGUUACACGUUCAUGGCGCGGCCAGGCCAGGCCACAUUUCUUCCUC
Molecule: messenger RNA, 5736 nt
Organism: Somion occarium
Lineage: Eukaryota; Fungi; Basidiomycota; Agaricomycetes; Polyporales; Cerrenaceae
Source: the annotation of a GenBank genome assembly